UCAUCACUCAUGCAGCGCGAAACGUAGGAUUCAGAACUGUUAAACGUGGAGGCACGUUCCAAGACAAGAAGAAAGCAAACAUGUCUAAAAUUGACAAGAUGAGCAUCCUGGGGGUGCGAAGCUUUGGAAUUGAAGACAAAGACAAACAAGUAAUCGAGUUCUUUACUCCCCUUACGGUUCUGGUUGGUUCCAACGGAGCAGGCAAAACGACCAUAAUUGAGUGCCUCAGGUAUGCAACUUCAGGAGAACUUCCCCCAGGUUCUAAAGGAGUUGCUUUCGUCCAUGAUCCAAAGGAGGCCCACGAAACAGACGUGCGGGCGCAGAUUCGACUUCUGUUCUCUGAUGUCAACGGAGACAAAAUUGCCAUCCAACGUUCCAUGUCGUGUACCCAGAAGACGAAGAAUUACUCCUUUAAAAGCUUAGAGCAGGUUAUUACUCGGAUAAAGGAUGGUGAAAAGGUGAGCUUGUCAUCCAAGUGUGGCGAGUUAGACCGCGAGAUGAUUUCUGCACUAGGCGUUUCCAAGGCCGUGUUGAAUAACGUCAUAUUCUGCCAUCAAGAGGAUUCCAACUGGCCACUUAGUGAGGGCAAGGCACUCAAAGAAAAGUUUGAUUCCAUCUUUGCUGCAACCAAGUACAUCAAAGCUCUGGAGACGAUGCGUCAGUUGCGUCUCAAGCAGAGCAACACCGUGAAAGAGUGCCAGGUGGAGUUGCACUUUUUGAAGCAGAACAAAGAGAAGGCCCAGCAGAUUAGAGAGAUUGUCGCCUACAAAGAAGAUCAACUGAUGGCCUCCAGGGACCGUGUCCAGAUGCUGGAAAGCCAAAUCGAGCCACUGGAAAAUCAGUUGGCAGACAUCGACUUGAAACUGGGCAAGGUGAUGAAGCUGGACAAUGAUAUCAAGGUAUUGGACAGCAGGAAGAAACAGAUGGAGGAGGACAACAAGGAGCUCGAGGAAACAAUGGAAAAGGUGUUCCAGGGUUCGACCGAGCAGCUGCAAGAGUCUUACCUGAACCACCAGAGAACCGUAAGGGAGAAGGAAAGUAGGCUGAAAGACUGCCAGAAGCAGCUGGAGCAAGCCGACAGGGAGUGUCAGAGACUCAACAGACAAAAGUCCGAGCUCCUAGUGGAACAAGGACGUCUCCAAGUCGAGUCUGACUGCCACACACAAAACAUCAAGAACCGUGACACUCAGGUCCGCUUAUUGUCAUCCCAACUGGAGAUGGAAGGCUACGACCGGCCGCCCUUCACGACUCUUCAGCUCGAGAGCUUCCAUCGUCAUGUCACUCAGAGACUGGAGCAGGAAAAAAUGAAAGUUGCUCAGGUUAUGGCGGACCUGCAGGAAAAGGAGCAGCAGAAACAACAGUCAAUUGAUGAUAUCAGGGAUAAGAAGACGGGUCUGGAGAGAAUAAUCGAACUGAAAAAAGACAUGCAGCUAAAGAAGCAGCUUGAGCUCCAGAAUGUCCACACUGAGCUGCAGAGGCUUGAAGGUUCGUUCGGCAGAAUGCACGAGCUGGAAAGCGAGCUGGCCAAAGCGGAACAUGAGCUGCAGAGUGCCCUCGAGACGUCCAACGUAGAGGGGCUGAAGGUCGAGGUUGUGGCGCUCCAGAGAGAAAAGGCAGAGCUCGACCGCACACAGAGGCAGCUGGACCAAGAGAUGGCCGUGCUCAACAUGCACACAACAGCACGUACUCAAAUGGACAUGUUGACUAAGGACAAGAAAGCGAAAGAGGAGCAGGUACGCAAGAUCAAGUCACGUCAUAGUGAUGAACUGGUGGCACUGCUGGGCCACUUUCCCAACAAAAGAGAACUGGAGGACUGGCUUUACGCUAAGUCAAAGGAAAUAAACAGAACCAGGGACAAACUGGCCAAACUCAAUAAGGACCUGGCAUCCAGCGAGCAGAAUAAGAACCACAUUGCUGCUGAGCUACGUAAAAAGGAGCAGCAGUUGACAAAUGAUGAAGAAAAGUUCUUCAACGUCUGCGGCAGUCAAGAUCUGGAGCAGGACCUCAGCAAAUUGCAAGAGGACCUGGAAAAAAUCUCCAAACAAAGAGCCAUGCUUGCUGGAGCCACUGCCGUCUACACCCAGUUUAUCAGCCAGCUGACCGAGGAGAGGGAGCCCUGCUGCCCCGUCUGCCAGCGAACGUUCCCGUCCGAACCCGACUUACAAGAGGUCAUCGGCGACAUGCAGUCCAAAUUGCGUCUGGUUCCAGACAAGCUGAAGAACACCGAGCAGGACCUGAAGAGGAAGGAAAGAAGGAGAGAUGAGAUGGUGACACUAAGACCAGUCAGGCAGUCCAUUCUGCAGUUACAGGAGAAUGAGUUGCCUGAGCUGCGAAAUCGACUGCAGAGUGUGAACAGAGAUAUUGAGAGGCUGAAAAAAGAUGUGGAGGAACAGGAGACUCUGCUUGCGGCUCUGAUGUCAGAGGAGGAAACCGUCAAGGCCUGUCAGCAGGACAUCGCUCUGAUGGACAGAUUCCUGAUGGAUCUAAAAGAAGUGGAGGUGAAAAUAGCUCAGAACGCCGCUAAACUCCAGGGAGUAGACUUGACCAGAACCGUCCAGCAAGUCAGUCAGGAGAAGCAGGAGACUCAGCUCAAAUUAGACACCACAUCCAACAGGAUGGAUCUGAAACGCAAGCUGAUCCAAGACCAGCAGGAUCGGAUUCAGAUGCUGAAGAGUUGUGUGAACGAGACCAAAGCGGAGAAACUCCAACUGAGCAGCGACAUGCAGAAGCAGCAGCAGCUGGAGGAGCAGCGUGCUGAUUUCUCCGCUGAGAAUCAGGCCUUAACCAGGGACAUCCGGGAAGCGAAGGAGCAGCUGUCUCCGCUAAUCUCCACGUUGCAUAAGAUGCAACAGGAAAAAGAGGAGAUGAUGGGACGGAGAAGGCAGAAGCAGGAAGAAGGACAGGAAAAGAUCAACACCAUCAAAGAGAAAAUAAAGACCAUCUCCGACGUGGAAUGGCACAUCCGCAAGUAUAUUGAAGAGGGCAAACAUGAACACCAGGAGAAAAAAGAAUCUCAACUUCAAGAAACCAACACGCUGCUCCAUGCGGCUGAACGUCACAAAGAGAAGAUCAGCAAAGAGAAAGAAAACAUCCGUCAGGACAUCGACACUCAAAAUAUGCAAGAGCGCUGGUUACAGGACAACCUGACCCUAAGAAAGCGUGUUGAAGAGCUAAGAGAGCUUGUGGUUAAGCGGGAGGCCUUUUGCAAAGAAAUAGGCAACAUGCAAGUGACACAGCUGCGCCAAGAACGACGUGAAGCCGAACGCAAGUUGGAGGAGCUGAAGAAUAACCGCAGCACUGCGUUCGGUCGCCAGAAAGGCUUCGAGGAUGAGUUGCUGCAUCACAAAAAAGAGUUGCGAGAAGACCAGUACGGUAAAGCGGACGAGCGCUACAAAAACAAGAUGAUCACAAUGCGUACGACCGAGCUGGUCAUCAAAGACCUGGGACUCUACUACAAAGCCCUCGAUCAAGCCAUCAUGAAGUUCCACAGCAUGAAGAUGGAUGAAAUCAACAAACUCAUCAGAGACCUUUGGCGGAGCACCUACCGAGGACAAGAUAUUGAGUAUGUGGAAAUUCGCUCGGACGUGGAUGAGAACACUUCUGCCGAAGUGCGACGAAGAGUUUACAACUAUCGAGUAGUCAUGGUAAAAGGAGAUACCAGUUUGGAUAUGAGGGGGCGCUCCAGUGCUGGCCAGAAGGUGUUGGCAUCUCUUAUUAUCCGUCUUGCCUUGGCGGAGACCUUCUGUCUGAAUUGCGGGAUCCUCGCACUGGAUGAGCCCACCACCAACCUGGACAGAGAAAACAUCGAGUCGCUGGCACACGCCCUUAUCGAAAUCAUCAAGAGCCGCUCCCGCCAGCGCAACUUCCAGCUGCUGAUCAUCACGCACGACGAGGACUUUGUGGAGCUGCUGGGCCGCUCCAGUUACAUCGAAAACUUCUACCGCAUCCGCAAGAACCGGGAACAGAACUCUGAGAUCAUCAAGUGCAGUAUCAGCUCUCUCUCCUCCUAUUUACACUGAGUAUACCGCAACACCUCUACAGUAACUAGUUUCAUCGUUACCAUUUACAGUUCCACUUAGGUUUGUUCAUUAUACAAGAAAAUACCUAAAUAUAAACACAGAUUAUUCUAGAAAUCAAAUUUCAAUGUUUUUGGUCGGGUUCAAUUUUGGGUUUUCUGAAUUCACCAAAAACAGAGAAAUGACUUAAGUUUGCAUCUUGACUAUUGUAUCAAAGUGUUGUUGAUUGAUUGAAUGGCUUUAGAACGCUGCAUUGUUAGCAGUACCAGUGAGUUGAAUACAAGGUUGAGUUUCUGGCAUUAAAAAAACGACUUCCUGCAAGCUGCAAUCUGUGUGGAAAAUGUGAGAAUAUAGAUAUAUAUGUGUACAGAAUAUCAGUAAUAUUGUUAAAAAAAAAAUGUUAAUGAGCUCAUAUGUUUCGUUAAUGGUCACAUUUAAAUUUCAUAAUGUUAUUCCGCUUUUAACUUUUAAGUCACGGUAGUCGUUCUAAUAGUGGGAAGAGAUGGGGGGGAAAAAAUAUGCUCAGGUGCUUAUUUUCUAAUAUUGUGACCUAAUAUGACACACAAAUUCAAAGAAACAUAUCUCAUUUUGUUGUAAGUAUAAUCAACUAAAUCUUAUUUCCGGUGUACUGCAGGGUAACAGCAUUUUUUUUUUAAAGGGGGUGGGGGGAACGAGUAGUAUAAAUUCCAUGCUUGCGAUUGAGGCAUCACAACGAACUAGUCGCUGACAAUUCAAGCGCAUUCCGACGAGGUGAAAUUAGAAGCGAAAAUGAUGACCUUGAUGAUGGCGACGCUCUUGAUGAUGGCUUUGCUGGGCCAUCCGGCUUCGCUGGGCCAUCCAGCUUCAACCAAGCCGACCCACCAAAAACCCGAGCAUAAACUCAAACCAAUCAUCGACUUGUUUGAUAGCAACAUGUCAUUACCCACGGGAGACUUUGAUCGUUUGACACAUCUGGCAGAAGGCAUUGGAAGAUGUGAGGCCAAGUUCUUCUGCAAAGUUCACGAGCUCCUGAACAAAACAAAAGAGACCGAGGAGAUUGCAAGACAUUUAAACGUGUACAAUCGUCAGAAAGAAUUUCAAUGCAAAGCCGUGCUACAGCGAGUGGCACCGACGGGCAACAAAUACCAAAUGCCCCUUCUUAAAGAGGAUCUCAUCAAAUGCAUCCGAUACAAAAUCAUGCGCAGCUCAACGAGCACCACCGUGCCUUCGACAAUUACAACCAGGCCGUCGCAAUAGACGCAAAGGUCACUUUGAAAAUGAAUGACGUUAAAUGUGUUCACCCUGGUUUACAAAACUGCUACUUCAUCAACUUGAAGAGCUCUUCAAACCGCUGCAGUCAAAAUCAUUGGAAUUCAUCUAUUUAUUAUAUACUGUGUAUUUAAGUGGCAUAUUUAAUGUACUCCCAACAAAUGAAAUAAAACGAAAUCUUAUUGAGCAUUUA
This is a messenger RNA of Syngnathus acus (greater pipefish), 5457 nucleotides long. RefSeq names its product RAD50 homolog, double strand break repair protein (gene rad50). The record is from RefSeq and is a predicted model, not a curated record. Lineage: Eukaryota; Metazoa; Chordata; Actinopteri; Syngnathiformes; Syngnathidae. Gene Ontology annotation, molecular function: single-stranded telomeric DNA binding; double-stranded telomeric DNA binding; G-quadruplex DNA binding. Gene Ontology annotation, cellular component: nucleus; Mre11 complex; condensed nuclear chromosome. The coding region runs from base 81 to 4019 and encodes 1312 amino acids. The transcript is spliced from 31 exons. Gene Ontology annotation, biological process: double-strand break repair; chromosome organization involved in meiotic cell cycle; telomere maintenance via telomerase.